This is a messenger RNA of Lepisosteus oculatus (spotted gar), 5434 nucleotides long. RefSeq names its product LIM/homeobox protein Lhx2. The record is from RefSeq and is a predicted model, not a curated record. Gene Ontology annotation, molecular function: DNA-binding transcription factor activity, RNA polymerase II-specific; RNA polymerase II transcription regulatory region sequence-specific DNA binding. NCBI's taxonomy places the organism in Eukaryota, Metazoa, Chordata, Actinopteri, Semionotiformes, Lepisosteidae. Gene Ontology annotation, cellular component: nucleus. Gene Ontology annotation, biological process: neuron differentiation; regulation of transcription by RNA polymerase II.
ACAUUUCCCCCACGCAGAGAAGAAUUCAAUAACUGCAUAACUAUGCUGAUGCUGUUUUGAUCGUUCAAUUUUCAAUAGACGCUGGACCCGGCGAGGGCAAAGAGAGUGGCUGGACAGUAUUACAGUGUUCUCCUGGAUGGUAUUUCUGCAUGUAGACCUGUGCGUAAAAAGCGAGCGCUGGGUCGCAUUUCUAAGGUCGGGACCAAUGAAGACUUGAGUGUGAGAAAUUGGGAAGCCACACCUGUGACGUGCCUACCCGUCCUUUCGUGCAAUUGCGCUCUGCUUCUUCUGGGCCACCCAAAACAGACGACUAAACUUGCCAUUCGGUUUACCUUCUUGUGCGCGAACGACAAAAUAACCGUGCACUUUCCGCCGUUCCGGGGUCCUGAAGAAGACGGGGGGAAGAAAGUGGAGGAACGUCGGGGAGGAACACAGAAUUAAAGACCAAAAACCCGAAUGGGGGCAGAAUGGUUUCACGGAAAGUAGACUUUGACUUUAAAUCUGCGGCGUUUCAGCACGUUGCUAUAAUAAGAAUUUGGUGACGUUUGGGAGCCAAUAGCAGAGCCGAGGGGGGCGUGACGUAGGGUCCCUGUAGAAAAGGCGCGGAGUGUAGCGCACAUCGGGAGACCACAGUUGAGGAAUAAGGCUUGGAGACCGCAGCUAAUCUUGAAGAGGAUUAUACAAACUGAAUGUAUAGACAACUCCUCCUCCUCAAUUACUUACACACAGCUCUGCUGGCAGGAGAAAAAACUUCUUAAGAAAACAACAGCUCCUUUAAGAGCAGCAAAGAUGCUUUUCCACGGCCUCCCCGGAGGCGAGAUGCACGGAGUCAUUGACGAAAUGGACCGAAGAGGAAAAGGCGAUUCAGCAGCUAUCAGCUCAGCAAUAGAUAUGGGAGAAACCGAAACGAACAUGCCCUCGAUAAGUAGCGACCGGGUCGCUCUGUGUGCUGGGUGCGGAGGCAAGAUUUCGGACCGUUAUUACCUGCUAGCUGUGGACAAACAAUGGCACAUGCGCUGUUUGAAAUGCUGUGAAUGUAAACUCAACCUGGAAUCCGAGCUCACCUGUUUUAGCAAAGACGGCAGCAUUUACUGCAAAGAGGAUUAUUAUAGGAGGUUUUCGGUGCAAAGGUGUGCCCGGUGCCACCUGGGGAUUUCCGCCUCAGAAAUGGUGAUGAGGGCACGGGAUUUGGUGUACCACCUGAACUGCUUCACCUGCACGACUUGCAACAAAAUGCUGACCACCGGCGACCACUUUGGCAUGAAGGACAACCUGGUCUACUGCCGGCUCCACUUUGAGACACUCAUUCAGGGGGAAUACCAGGCUCAUUUCAAUCACACGGAUGUAGCUUCGAAUAAAGGUGGGGGACUCGGAUCAGGGACGGGCAAUUCGCUUGGACUGCCCUAUUACAACGGCGUGGGUACCGUCCAAAAAGGCCGGCCUAGGAAGAGAAAAAGUCCCGGACCUGGCUCAGAUCUAGCCGCUUACAACGCAGCUCUGAGCUGUAACGAGAACGAUGGCGAUCACUUGGACCGCGACACACAGUACACCUCAAACCAGAAGACGAAGCGGAUGAGGACUUCCUUUAAACAUCACCAGCUGAGGACCAUGAAAUCUUACUUUGCCAUUAAUCACAACCCCGACGCAAAGGACUUAAAGCAGCUAGCACAAAAAACAGGCCUUACGAAACGAGUUCUACAGGUUUGGUUUCAAAACGCCCGCGCCAAAUUCCGACGGAACCUUUUACGACAGGAAAACACGGGGGUUGACAAGGCGUCGGACGGCUCGACGCUGCAGGGAGGGACCCCCUCUGGGCCGGCAUCCGAAAUCUCCAACGCAUCCCUGAGCCCCUCCAGCACCCCCACCACCUUAACGGAUCUAACGAAUCCGACAAUGCCUACUGUGACAUCGGUUUUGACAUCAGUGCCUGGAAGUCUAGAAGUCCACGAGUCCAGAAGCCCCUCGCAAACAACCCUCACGAGUCUUUUCUGAUGUCUUGUCUAUUUGCAAUUCCUAUGGAAAUAUUAAAGAAAAAGAAACAAUCCCUAGUUUUAUUCCGAGCCUAUUUUAGAAAUCUUUGUAUGAGUGGCAAACAGCCUUACUGUUUGGUUUUGAGAACUGAAGCAACUCAUUUGUUUCCCGCGUGUUUACAGACUGAAGAAGACUGAACUGCUCGAUCUUGGAUAUCUAUUUUCCAACACAACAUUUGUGUAACUGUACAGUUUUGUGGACUGAGUAAGGGAACCAACCAUUAAAGGAUUAUAAUGAUGACAAUAAAGAGCUGGCAAAAUAACAAUGUAAACCUAAAGACUGUCAUGUGCCUUAUAAAUCAUUUUUGCAGUAUGCUUUGAAUACUCAUACACACUUUCCUUCGGAUAAUGUUAAAAAUAAGAUAUUAUUUCUUUUGAAUUCCCCGAAGCGUAAGAUUAAGCUUUUUCUUAGACUAGAGACUUCAUGUUUGGAGGCCUGCCUGUGUCUGUAUGUGUACAUUCUUGUCAUCCAUGGAUAAAUACUCACACACACUAUUUACAAGGAUAAUUAGUACAUAGACGGACUGCAAGAUUAAAGGACAUCUGGUCACUUAGAACAUAAAUAAUAAAUAAUUAUACUUAAGGUUAAUUACAUAAUACUUAUUAAUAUGUCUGUGUCAAGCACCACACUAUCAAUCUGCUGAUAUUAUGCAACUUGAUGUCCAACAGGGAUGCUCAAACCAUUAAUAUUUUAAUACAAAGAACGGCACACCAAAUAUAUUCUCUAUAAGAAAAAUCUGUGGCUCAGAUAGAGCAGCAUAUUGUAAAGUAAGUGUAGUAAAGAUUUUCUCUCUUCCUUCCUUUAACCUUGGGGCUGAGCAAAAGCAGGUAUUAUAGGUAUAUUUAAAACAGGUUAACAAAACUUAAUAUUCACCUUAAAUUCUUAUCAUAUUCACUGAUAUCCGAAGAAUUUUACAUACUAUAAAUAAGAACUACAGGUGUAGACGGAGAUUAAGGCUAGUGACUUACAGAUACAAAGUAGAGUGAACCUUGAGACUUAAGUGCUAAAAUCAGACAUUUUGUAAAUGGUUGUUUGUCAGAAUACCAAUAUAGGAAAAAACGGACACAUCUUUAUUUAAAAAAACAAAGUGUGCAAUGUGUAAGUUAUAUAUAUAAAUGCCAUAUUUUGACCAUCAGAAACUGUGUACAAAUAUAUUGAGUAAGGCCCCAAAGUUCUGGAACUGUUAAAGAUAAAGAUUACGUAAAUUCGGGGAAGCACAGCUCUCAGAUCCAAUAAUAGCUAUGCGUUUGUACUUGUGCGUGUAUGUUUGGUUGUAUGUUUGUUCACAUUCACACACAAAAUGACUUUUGUAAUCUCACGAAACAAACACGUACAUAAAAAACAAAAUCAAGAAACAACUAAGUACAAUUUGCCAUGUAAGAAUACAUUUGAUCAUCCAUUACUCUUAAAAAUCAAAGCCAUUAGUUAACCUCUUAGGGUGCCACUAAAAACAAAACAGCCUGACUAUUAUACAAACUAGAAGUUACAAUCUCUAUUUAAUUAAAAACAAGAUUCUGCUUUGUUACGUUUGUUGUUUAAUAAUAAUAAAAAAAAACACUUUCUGUUUCAAUACAGCCACUAACACUUGGAAUUGUUAGGCUGUUUAAUUUGGUUACAGAGAACCUCUACCUUAAUUCAAGCAGGGGCAUUUUACAUCAUGCAGACACCGAAAUUGAAAAUAUUGGUCCACUGGUCAGAAGUCAUGAUACUAAGAGGGACUUUUCUAAAGCCUUCAAGCUUUAAAAAGUGUAGUAAAUGGAAUUGAAUGGACAAAAGGCAUGUGACAAUUUGCCUGUUUCCUUAGCUGGUCGAUAAAUAAACAAACUAGAUUUUCCUUAACUGCUGAUGUUUUAUGUAGACAUUUGCACCAGUUCCAUUUAAUUUGAGGUUACUGACUUAUUCCUAAAGAAAACGAGUCAUCAUAUUCCUUGGUAACUUUAUUGACAUUUGCUAAAAAAUUAAUAACCUCUUCAUGAUGACAAUACCUCAGUAACAAAUACCUGAAUUAAUCUACAUACUCAGUUCUGCUCUUUUGUAGUGUUGUCACAUUAUAUUCUAGGGAAGCAACAUAACAGAAUAUUUUCUGUCUCUGCAAAAUAAAGGAACGCACACAGUCGUUAUUUUUAAAAGAAUAGAAAAAAGACACAUACUAAACAUUUUCAUGGCUGUUAUAGAAUAUAGUGUUGUGUUGCAUGGAAGUGUUCAGAUUAUCCAUUAAUUAAUUUCUCCUUGAGCAUUGAAGUGUUUUUGAUAGAAGCAACUGUCAGACACAUAACUGGAAAUGGGAAUCUUUUAUUAUUAUAUUAGAAUAUCAUUAUUCACAUUACACACACACAACCUGUCGCUUUGUCCAACAGAUUACCUCAGUCCAAGAGGCACUAUACACUGUUAUUUGUUGAAUUACAAAACUUGAUUUACUUAUAUUUAAAGAGGACAUGCCUUGGAAGACUUCAUACAAUAAUUUACUGCACUGAAAUACAGGUAUAAAAAAAGUCUACAGAAUAACUUCCUAUUCCUUUUGCUCAAUUGUAAAACUUUCGUCCAUAUAAAGGAUUAUGUUUUGUUCACUUAGGUUUUUACGUUUAAAUGUUUGCGAUUGCCUUGCUGUUUUUUCCUUUGGUGGCAGAAACGUGGAAAAACAGGCUGACAGUGAUCUCAAACAGAUCUAUAAGGAGUCUUUGUAGACAACUAAUAUUAAACACACAGCAGUAGGCAAGUAGUCCAAUAUCCGAGUGAAAGCAAUGUGUGUGUAAAUUGGGAAUACCCAUAUAAAUUUGUCCACAACAGUCAAUAUUUCCUUUUAAGGUUCUGUGGUAAUGUCCUGCAUUACAUGAAAGACAUAAAGGAGGAUCUUAAAGCAUCUUUUAUUUCGUAUGAAAAAUCAGGGAUUUUUACUUAGAAAAAAAAACAUUAUAAGACAAGAGUUUAUAAAGGGGCAACAGGAUUUCAUACUUGUAUUUAGUAACCUAUGCUGUCCACAGUAAUUGUUCUAUUGCUGUGCUGUUGUCUGGUUGUUUAGAGCUUGCUGGUUUUGAAUGCUGUACAAUUUUUACUUGGAGGUAAUAUUGUUUUCCUCACAUUCGUGUACAGUUUCACACUUGAUGUAAGUAGUCUUCAGUUCUGUUAAAACAUAAAAAUGAACAUUAAUAUUUCCUUCUGAAGUUUUUUUUUUACUUAUUUGUUAAAAACCCAAAGGUAAUCUCUGAAAAGCUCAGUCUGUAAAAGGAUUUUUUUUUGUCAUCCCAAAAUGUAGAUAUGACGUGAAAAAGAAAGAGUCUAACUUAGCUUUAAUGUUUAACUGCUAUGCCUAAAAUGGAGAAAACUGUCCGGAUGUCAACAUUCAAUCAGUGUAAUUAAUUACAGAAUGUCAAUUAUUUUACUUGCAUACCCCUCAAAUAAACAU